This is a messenger RNA of Eufriesea mexicana, 3567 nucleotides long. It is a transcript of the gene Pkn, whose product is annotated as serine/threonine-protein kinase N. Gene Ontology annotation, biological process: protein phosphorylation; signal transduction. The transcript has 18 exons. Bases 331 to 3483 code for a protein of 1050 amino acids. The record is from RefSeq and is a predicted model, not a curated record. Lineage: Eukaryota; Metazoa; Arthropoda; Insecta; Hymenoptera; Apidae. Gene Ontology annotation, molecular function: protein serine/threonine kinase activity; small GTPase binding; ATP binding.
CUUUGGGCCACGAUUGGCCCGGCACUUUCCGUCAGUCUUCAGUCUGGUGCGGUGGAAUGCACUCGUGUCUGUAUUUUGUUCGCGAGCCGCGCGUCUUUCAUUCAUAUUUCUCUGUGGUAGUAACUUCUUGUCGCUUCUUAUCCAUAGAUUUACGUUGAAACGUCUCGUGAAUAGGAUCGAGCAAACGUGGUAAUAUACGAAAUGCAGACACUUCCAACCAGCUCGGUGGUGCAACGUACAUUACUCGUGUAAACACAAUGGACUUCGUCGUUCCAUGCACAAAGGACGGAUAGAAAGCAGUGAGUGAGUGAGUGGAGUAUAGUGUCCAAGAUGGCGGAAUCAAGCUAUUAUCAGGGCGAUUACAUCAGGCACCCGGUGUACGAACUGUCGAGCAAGUAUGGAGUGGCUAGCAGUGACCAGGUGCCCUUGCCGACUCGUCUCGACGAGCUCCGGGAGCACAUACGCCGAGAAAUACGCAAGGAGCUGAAGAUAAAGGCUGGCGCCGAGAAGCUGAGGGAAGUGGCGACCGAUCGUAAAGCGCUCUCCGACGUGGCGACGAUCGUGAAAAAGUCGAAUAGUAAGCUGAGCGAACUGCAGGCCGAGCUUCAGCAACUGGAGAGUCAAAUUAUAUUGACGCAGGGCCAGCCACAAUCGCCCCAGCAAAAUCACUCGAACGGUCAAGACACGCCUCUGUCACCAAUGGGGCCGUCGUCGCCGAGUCAGGAGGGUCUAUUCACGGAUCUUCGUCUUUUGUCCUUGGAGAAGCAGCUCAAUAUCGAACUCAAGGUGAAACAGGGGGCGGAGAACAUGAUCCAGAGUUUGACGGGUGGCAGAGAUAAAAAGUUACUACAGGAGGCUCAACAGAUGCUCGACGAUUCUCGCGCCAAAAUCGAGUUCCUACGCAUGCGAAUAAUGAAGGUGCGACAAGCUCGUCAGCAACAACACGCACGCGGCGAUGCACCACCGCCGAAUGGCGAGGCAACUAGCAAUAAAGAUAGGUACGAGCCUAGCUUGGAGCUGGCGCUGGAAGAAAGGGUAGAGGAGCUACGACAUCGUUUACGGAUCGAAGCUGCGGUGGUGGAAGGGGCUAAGAACGUGAUACGUCUUUUACAAAGUGCCAAAGUCGCCGAUAAGAAGGCCUUAACGGAGGCUCAAGCAAGUCUUGCAGAAUCAAGUAGAAAGUUGGACCUACUGAGAUUAUCCCUUGAACUUAGAAGACAAGAAUUACCACCUGACAGUGGUACUGCUGCUCAGUUGAAGCGAGAAUUAGCUAGCGUGCAGUCAGCUAGCCCGGUUCCUGUAACUUACACAUCUUUGCAACCGUUUCGUUGUCCUCUGGAGGGUAAAGCUACGGUGCCUGCUUCGGUUUCAAGAUGCGCUGCCGUUACUGGACAAUUAGAGGUAAGGUUAAUGGGCUGUCAAGAUUUGGCAGAAGAAGUGCCAGGUCGCACAAGAAGAGAGCAUCCAGCGAGUCCGGAUUUACGUAGUUUUGUUAAGGGAGUUACGGGACGUAGUUCGAGCAAAUCGUACAGCGUUAAAGAUGAAACAAGUAAUGAUAUUAUGGCAGUUAUUAAACUGGACAACCAAACAGUAGCACAAACUAGUUGGCGGCCCUGUUCCCAGCAGGCUUGGGAUCAAAGGUUUUCCAUCGAACUAGAUAAGUCAAGAGAACUUGAGAUAGGCAUUUAUUGGAAAGAUUGGAGAUCUCUUUGUGCUAUAAAAUUUUUGCGUUUAGAAGAGUUCAUCGAUGAUGUACGGCACGGAAUGGCACUGCAAUUGGAGCCGCAGGGUCUUCUUUUUGCUGAAAUUAAGUUCUUGAAUCCUAUGAUUUCGAGAAAACCUAAAUUGCAACGUCAACGUAAAAUCUUUAAGCAACAAGUGAAAAAUUUCCCAAGAGCUAAUCAAAUGAACAUUAACGUUGCAACUUGGGGUAGACUUUUGAAACGAUCAGCUCCUUCAUUACAUAAUACAAGAAACUCCGAAAGUCCGCCAUCAGGACCACAACCUCUGCAGCUUUCUUUUGAUACUUCAUUAGAGGAUAAACCCGAAACCCCCGGAGAAUUGCCCGACCCCGAAAAGGGAGGCUUAAGUGGAACCAGACCUUUGGGAUUAACUACUUCGAGUAGUCCUACACUGCCACGUCCUCCAGAACAUCCUCCACCUCCUCCACCCACAGUUACAAAGAAACCUUCAAUGCCUGCACCUCCGCCACCGCCAAAAUUAGAUCAAGAAUUACAGAGUGCAUUAAGGGAGUUUGAUUUCCUGCACAACGAGGAAAAGGGGGGUCCUCAAGGGGCAAAUUUGAGGCCUCUCGUAACAGAGCCUCGUCCUGUGCUGAUUGCACCACCCUCUCCACGCACACCCUCGCCCCAACCCGUCGUCGAGUUUCCUGAAGAUGAGGUUGUAUAUGAAAUGCCGAAUAAGCCUGCUCAAUACAGAGACAGUGCCUACGAGUCUAGAAGACAUUCGCAACUUACUGGAAUGACUAUAGACAACUUUAGAUUACUUUCUGUUCUUGGCCGCGGUCAUUUCGGAAAAGUAAUCCUGUCGCAAUAUAGAAAUACCGGAGAAUACUUCGCAAUUAAAGCAUUGAAAAAAGGAGAUAUAAUAGCCAGGGAUGAAGUAGAAUCAUUACUUUCAGAAAAAAGAAUAUUUGAAGUCGCGAAUGCUACACGUCAUCCUUUCCUUGUAAACCUAUUUGCUUGUUUUCAAACUGAGGCACAUGUUUGUUUUGUAAUGGAAUAUGCAGCUGGUGGUGAUCUUAUGAUGCAUAUACACGCGGAUGUCUUUGGAGAACAGCGAACUGUGUUUUAUUCAGCGUGUGUUGUGUUAGGAUUACAAUACUUGCAUGAAAGUCGCAUUAUCUACAGGGACCUAAAAUUAGAUAAUUUACUAUUGGAUACAGAAGGGUAUGUAAAAAUAGCGGAUUUCGGUUUGUGUAAAGAGGGGAUGGGAUAUGGAGACAGGACAGGAACAUUUUGUGGUACUCCAGAAUUUUUAGCCCCUGAGGUUCUUACUGAAACUUCAUAUACUCGAGCUGUUGACUGGUGGGGUCUUGGUGUAUUAAUAUUUGAAAUGCUUGUUGGUGAAUCGCCAUUCCCUGGUGAUGAUGAGGAAGAAGUAUUCGACUCUAUUGUGAACGAUGAAGUUCGUUAUCCACGAUUUCUUUCUUUAGAAGCAAUAGCAAUAAUGCGAAGGUUACUAAGAAAAAAUCCUGACAGACGAUUGGGUAGUAGCGAAAGAGAUGCUGAAGACGUUAAAAAACAAGCGUUCUUUAGGCAUAUAGCUUGGGAUGAUUUACUUUUAAGACGCGUAAAACCACCAUUUGUUCCCGUAAUUCAUUCUGUGGAAGAUGUCAGUAAUUUUGAUGAAGAAUUUACAUCUGAAAAACCCCAAUUAACUCCACCUAAAGAUCCUAGACCACUUAGCGAUUUAGAACAAAGUCUAUUUAAAGAUUUCACGUAUAUGGCUGACUGGUGCUAGCCAUAAUAACGAUGUUAAUCGUCUUUUUGUUAAAUUUGAUACGCAAAUCAUUUAGCGUUCUAUUAUUUUUUCAACAUCAUUUUA